Messenger RNA from Durusdinium trenchii, 2778 nucleotides. NCBI's taxonomy places the organism in Eukaryota, Dinophyceae, Suessiales, Symbiodiniaceae. The record is from the annotation of a GenBank genome assembly.
AUGAACUUCAUGGCUGUGGGAUAUCCCACCUUCCCCAUGGAGCCGCCCUGGCUACUGGUCAUUUGGAACAACUGCGUCUUCAGUUGCAUCAUCUUCGGUAUGGUGGGCGUUUGGCUGGCCAUGAAUGGCUCCAUUGCAGCUACUUCAGCCUCCACCAAGAUCUUGACUCAGGCGGUACGCCCUCCCGUGGCCUCCCUUCUGGAGAUUUCAGAGGCAAUGCGUGCGCAGGAGGAGUAUGAGGCGCUCCCAAAGAACUUCGUUCAGGUCCCCAGUGUCCUGCAAGACGGAGAGCUGCCAGCACACGACCGGGUCCAUCAAAACAUCUCCAGCCUCCGGCGCGCAGCCUCCGUGCCGGCAAUCCGAAAGACAAGGAGUACUCCUGUGACAAAAGAGAUGGAGGUUUUGCGCUGGGUUGAUGAAACAGCCCAUGCGACUGAAGGUGUCGUGAAGCGUUUGCACACCGAGGAUGAUGGUGGCCCUGGCCGCAGUGCUGCACUCUAUUCGCACUUCUGGAUGCUGCGCCGGGUGCAGCGUGGCUAUGCCUGUUUUGAUGCGUACGCGCGGAUCUCGCUAGCAGUCUCCGCCCAACAGCUAGUGCUGGUGGAGUCCUACUUUGCACUGGGGCACUUCAUGCUGAAGUCUGAAGGCUGGCCAUCACCUGUGCAGAACACUGAGGGCGCAUGGCUGGCGUUGCUGAUGGGGGUAUACGCGUGCUGGAUUUUGUUUAAGCUGGACCUGUACAUGAAGAAGGAGCAAAGGCGGCUCGUGCAGCUGGGUCUUUGGCUUGCGCCAAUGUUGGCUGCCUUGGCCACACAGCUCUUCAACAUCCGUACCAAGCACGGAGAAGGCGGUGUACGGCCUUGCGACCAGAUCGUGCCGGUGUGGCUACCAUGGAUAGUUGCCUUGUUGGCUUGCUCCUGCCACAUGCUGUGGAUACUCAUCAUCCUUUUUGUGUCUAGGCCCCUCCUCGCCAACAUGGAGCUUCCGGUGUCCUUUAGGGCUGCCAUCUACCUGGACAUAUUCGGCUGGCACAGCCGCCACUUCCGUGCCUCGGUGGUGGAGAACCACCAAGGGCCUUUGGCCCACUGGGACGUGCGGGGCGCUCACGACGCGCACGGGGCGCACGACGGUGAGACCUCGUUCUUGCCGAUGUCGCCCGGUGGGGAUCAGCAACGCCGGGCCUUUGCGACCUUUACGGAGGCGAAGCGCCUCAGCCGUACCCUCUCGAAGCUCAGCCGCCCGGAGUCGGCCAAGCACUUCGCGCCGGAGGAUAAAGCGAGCGUGGAACACAUGAAGACGGUCUUAGAUGAGGAGCUCAAGGAUUUGCAGAGUCAGCUGUCCAUGCCCUGGAGUCGACAAACUUCGGAGGGCUGGAGCAGGCAGUCCUCACCGAUGGGGAGCUCCUGGCUCCAGAGUGCUUGCGACGAUGGCAGCGGGAGCCUGGUGCCCUACUGGGUGGAUUGCCGGUCUGGCCAGGUGGUUUGGUCGCGGCCCGAUGGCAUGAUCUUGGAUCUUGUGCGCAUCACCGAGUCCGUACAGGAGCUGCUGGAUCGCAUUAAUAGCUCGGAAGACGUGACGGGCCCCAUGGUGGAUGCUGAGGCCCUGCCAUUUGAGCUAAUGCCCAUUACGCCUGAGAGCGAGAUGAGCAGCAGCAUUUUGCCCUGGAAGAGUCUGCAGCGCGUUUGCCUUGCUCAGUUACUGGUUUGGCUGGGCUCUAUCCUAGUGGUUCUCUUUGACCCGAUGUACUACGACACCCCCAUUGCGCCUCGUGAGUUGUACAACCCGUUCGUGCUGCGGAAGUUGAAUGUAAAUUGGCCUCAUCGUCACUUCCGGCCGAGUGCUAUGACGUGUGGCACCAACGACGCCACGGUGUAUGUGGGUGACCAGUUUGCCAUUUGGAGCGGUGAGCUCUACUGGGACCAGGAGGCCGUGGAGCUCUAUGACGCUGACGUGCACUCGCUGCGUGGCCGCCGGCAUUUGCGGCGUCACGAGCGGUUGGCGGACGUGGAGAAGCGCCCGCUAAAGCUGCAGAAUGUAACGCUGCACCCAGUGAUCCCGGCCAUUGAGCUGGAGGCCGCCUGGAUUGGCUUUGGCAUCUUGCGGCGCAAGGGGAAGGUGCUGAUGCUACACCAAGAGACUCACAACCUCACCGAGCAGUCAAUCUACCCAUGGAUCCCGGGGAAGAAGACCUGGCGCUUGGGCCCAGCACUACCGAGCCGCAACCUGGUGGCGCUGCAGCUCUUGGAGGGCUCCGACGCGGUGGUUUGCAGCCAGCGGAAGGGCUUCGUGGACAUGGGAUGGGCAGUGCUGGCGGCUACGGAUUCAGGGCAAGUGAUUGUGCUGUGCCCCACCUUGGAAGAUGAGCUGCACCCGGUGGAAAUGCUGAUCUCCCUGAGACAUCGAAAGAUUGCCGAGAGCGUGGUCUCAAUUGUGGACUCCCACACAGGAUCCAAUAGCCCAAGACAUAGGAAGAUCAUUGGCGUGGAUUUGGAUCCUGAGAUGGAGAUCUUGUGGAUCUUCUCGCAAACCAGUGACGGCGGGGGGGACCUGCGCCUCGUGGACCAGCGCACCGCGCGGGUCGUGGACGUUUGGCCACUGCCCAGUGGCCGCUGGUGGGCGCCAGGCUUUUGCAACCUGGGCUUUACCCAGGGCUUCGUGCUGGCGGGUGCUGCGGACCUCAAAGCCUCCCGGGGCGGACCAGAGCUCUGGCGUUUCAUGCCGUUCGCGACUCAAAAAUUCCGCAAGUGGGCCAAAGAGACGGGACGAUCUCCCAGCUGA